AUGACUCCAACACCAGCUAUGAGAGGCGUACCAGUUCUGAAAGACAUAGAUCAUAUAGGUCUGCCUGCACGCGGGACUCAGCGCAACUUCUGGCAGCCCGAGCAGGGCUUCGACCACAGCGACCACGGUAUGCUUCAAGAAGACAUCAAGGUCCUUCACGAUGCUGCCGUAAAAUUCAUGUGGAAGCCAGACCGUCCAUACUCUUCCCUCACCGGAGCGGAACUGCAGUUCCUGAAGCUGGCAUUCGCAGAGGCCACCUGGAAGUUCCGAAAGGAAUUCCACGGCAUACGGAGGCCCCAACAGGAGAUCGCGGCCUGGGGAAAGAUAGCGACCGAGACGGGUUGGCUCCGGCACGUCCCCGUCAACGUGAUCAAAGAUUACUUCUUCGCCCUGACGACAGGUCGGUCAAGGUAUCUGCGGAGCAACCCCGGGCCUCCGGUAGGCGAUACCCCGCUGCACAUCGACACCAUCGACAAAGUCAUAGAGUGGAUGGAAGAAUACGCGCCGCACCUUGCGCACUCCAGGCGCAUCUCUACCUGGGAGGAGCUCGCGGAUCAUGAGCCCGGUGAGAUCGCCAGGGUCCCUGAAGUGCCGAACACGGCGCGCUCGAACGUGACCAUGGCCAGCGGCUGCGCGACUCCGGUGGAGAUAAUUGUGAAGGAGAGCCCGGAGUCGCACAGCGCGGUCCCGGCGAAGCCGAUUCUCUGUCAGGCCAAAGACGAGGAGGCAAAGAAGAAAGACGGAGAGGCAAAGAAGAAAGACGAGGAGGCAAAGAAGAAAUACGAGGAGGCAAAGAAGAAAGCUUACCGCAAGAGGUAUCGCAAUGCCAAUCCCUUCUUGCCCAAGAAGCCUCGACCCCUUACGUCCGCCACGACGCGGACCCCGGCGACCCCUAUGACUGGACCUGGGAGUACCCCCAAGCCCGGUGUGCCGACGUAUGCUCAGAUAACCAGCGCUGCCGAGACAAGCGCGAGGCAGACGGCCGACGACCUGAGGCGGGAGCUGGACGCCGACGACGACGACGCGCCGGCCAGGACGGGAAGUUCCAUAUUGUGGUCGCGCCGGUCAGGAAAGCUCUCCCCACUGUCCAUGCCCCACUCGACUGCGAGAUCCGACGUGACGUACAGGUGCGAGCCGUACAGGGGACCGGUGAAGCUGCGCAGCGCGGGCCAGGACGAAGCCGAGUGGAAGGCGGAGUACCUGGAGAACCUGCGCCGGCGGCGCAAGAUGAGGACCGUGCAGACGCACCACAUCUUUGAGAUCGCCUCUGAGCCCAGUCCCUUUGGACACUACGGCAAAGAGGUGGAGAGGAGGAUCCUGGAGAGGGACCCUACCAAGACCAGCGUCAGCAUGGUAGAGGUCGCUGACGAGAUUGAGAGGCAGAAGAAGCGGAAGCUGGAGGAGGAAAAGGCGGGACCGGAAAUACAGAAGGAGCGGAUGCUGGAGGAAGAGCCGCAGAGGAAGAGGCGCAAGAGUGUUCACUUUGAACAUAAAGAAUAG
Thyridium curvatum is the source of this 1500-nucleotide messenger RNA. RefSeq lists its product as uncharacterized. The record is from RefSeq and is a predicted model, not a curated record. Lineage: Eukaryota; Fungi; Ascomycota; Sordariomycetes; Thyridiales; Thyridiaceae. Bases 1 to 1500 code for a protein of 499 amino acids. The transcript has a single exon.